Messenger RNA from Centruroides sculpturatus (bark scorpion), 891 nucleotides. Its product is annotated as tigger transposable element-derived protein 2-like. Gene Ontology annotation, molecular function: DNA binding. The transcript is spliced from 2 exons. NCBI's taxonomy places the organism in Eukaryota, Metazoa, Arthropoda, Arachnida, Scorpiones, Buthidae. Gene Ontology annotation, cellular component: nucleus. The record is from RefSeq and is a predicted model, not a curated record. Bases 1 to 891 code for a protein of 296 amino acids.
AUGGCACCGAAGAAAGAGAAAAGUGACAGUGAAAAUAGAAAACGUUUUAGUGUAGCAUUAAAGAAAGAAAUUAUUGCAAAAUACGAGAAUGGCAUUCGUGUUUCUGACAUCGCUAAAGAAUAUAAUAUGACAAAAUUGACUAUCUCUACAAUUAUUAAAAACAAAAAAGCAUUUAAGGCUGUGAAUGUGAUAUCGAAACAAAGAUCUAAAGUUUUAGAUGAAGUUGAAAAACUGUUGCUAAUGUGGAUCAAUGAAAAGCAACUUGCUGGAGACAGUGUUAGUGAAGCUAUAAUUUGUGAAAAGGCUAAAAAUUUAUACAAUGACUUAUUGAUCCAGACACCCAGUACAAGUGCAGACAGGCAGGACUUUAACGUGAGCCGAGGGUGGUUUGAUAGGUUUCGUCGACAAACUGGCAUUCACAGUAUCAUAAGACACGGGGAGGCUUCAAGUUCAGAUGAAAAAGCAGCAAAAGCAUUCGUAGAUGAAUUCGCAGAGUUUUUAAAAAGUGAAGGAUAUGUCUGGAAUCAAGUGUUUAAUUGCGAUGAGACCGGUCUUUUCCAAAAAAGACCGGUCUCAUCGUACCUAGAUGAAUAUUGGCUCACAGAAGUGUUUGCUCCUACUGUUAAAAAUUAUCUUCAGGAAAUGGAUCUUCCUCUUAGAUGUCUUCUCUUAAUGGAUAAUGCUCCAGCACAUCCACCAAAUUUGGAUGACGACUUGGAUAGUGAACAUGACUUCAUCAAGGUCAAAUUCCUUCCACCCAACACAACUCCAUUAUUGCAACCAAUGGAUCAGCAAGUGAUUUCCAAUUUUAAAAAGCCGUAUACCAAGGCACUGUUUACCAUGUGUUUUCAGGUUACCAAUGAUACUGACUUAACUCUUAGAGCUUUUUAG